UGGAUGUGCAGUGACACACAUCAGCAGAACAACACUCAGCUGUGUACCACAUCAACAGCAGUCGGCAGUCUGUCCUCAAGAUAUUUAGAAAACAGAUUUACAGUGUGAAGAAAAUGGAAAAUUUAAAUGAAUCGUUCUACACUGAUGAUUACAACUACACAUACGACUCAGAUGAGGCAUCAAAAGAGGAGACCGUUUUUCAGCAUAAAUCCAUGUGCUUUACAGAGGUUCUGUGCGUAGUUCUGCUGGUGAUCAGCGUUGUCAUUUUUCUGCUGGGCUUCUUUGGAAAUGCCUUGGUCAUUUGGAUUUCUGGCUUCAAGAUGAAGAAGACGGUCAAUACCACUUGGUACCUAAGUCUCGCCAUCUCCGACUUCCUCUUCUGUGCUUUCUACCCAUUCAGCAUAAUAAACAUGGUGAUGGAACAGUGGAUCUUCGGCCGUUUCUUAUGCAAGUUCACCUCCUCUGUUAUGUUCCUCAACAUGUUCAGCAGCAUCUUCCUGUUGGUCGUCAUCAGCAUCGACCGUUGCAUCUCUGUCGUGUUUCCAGUUUGGGCCCAGAACCAGCGCACUCUCAGCAAGGCGUCCGUAGUUGUGGUCUUUUGCUGGAUCUUCAGCAUUGUUCUGAGUGUUCCCUCCCUCAUUUUCCGAGACGUUCAGAGCCACCUGGGGAGGAGUAUUUGCCAUAACAAUUAUACAGUAAAACACAGCCACACAUUUGUGGUAAUGAGUCGUUUUGUUGCAGGGUUUGUGGUUCCUUUCAUCAUCAUCAUCAUAUGCUACUCCAUCAUCAUCCUCAGGCUGCGCAACAACAGGAUGGCCAAAUCCAACAAACCCUUCAAAGUGAUGACUGCAUUAGUCGCAGCCUUCUUCCUCUGCUGGCUGCCCUACCAUACGUUUGUUCUUCUGGAGCUGAACCUCCGAAACAUUGACCACAGUGUUUUGACAGCUGGAUUGAAAGUAGGCACUUUAAUGGCUGCAGCAAACAGCUUCCUCAAUCCAGUGUUGUACGUUUUCAUGGGCAAUGACUUCAAGCGGAAGUUCAAGAGCUCUGUGCUGUCAAAAAUGGAAAACGCUUUGGGAGAGGAAGGUCGCACUAUCAGCCGUUACUUGUCCAGGUCCAGCUCUAUGGACGGCAGAGCAUCCACGCACAUUUAGACAUUAAUCAAAACAAUGUGUGUAAUCAUGUAUAUUAUAUCUUGAACAGCAAAGUGAACUAUGUUUCAUUUAGCUGCAGAUAUUUUAGGGAAAUGUUGCUGAAAUUGUUCAAUGGUAAUUAAAAAAAACAGAUCAAUUUUGAUUUUACAAAUCUAAUCCACAUCUUCUCAACACAUUAAUGUUGUAAUAAGGUUGACAGUUGGAAUCCAUUUCCUUGACAUAUAAAAGAAAAUGUCGUCAGGCCAAAUUCAAUUUUAAACCUGUUUAAGGCAACUUGCCCAGACUGCUAUUUGAUUUUUCUGCACAUCAAACCCUAAGCUGGUUGUUGUGGUUUGUUCACAGACAUGAAAGCAAUUUUCUGAAAGUUAUUAAAUGAUAAACAACAAAACAUGACAAACAACAAAAUGACGAUUGUUAAUAAAUGAUUGAUGAAAAUAAACCUAAAACCCACUGUUACUACAUAAAUAAUGUGGUGCAAAAACCCUGCUUUAAUUACCAAUACUUGUUUAAAGGUUGUGUUUUGUUUUGUUUUUCAAAAGUGAAAUACUGUGAGGUAAAUGUGCAAUAAAGUUUUACAUUCUUUCAUA
This is a messenger RNA of Cynoglossus semilaevis (tongue sole), 1741 nucleotides long. RefSeq names its product chemokine-like receptor 1 (gene cmklr1). The transcript has 2 exons. Lineage: Eukaryota; Metazoa; Chordata; Actinopteri; Pleuronectiformes; Cynoglossidae. Gene Ontology annotation, biological process: positive regulation of cytosolic calcium ion concentration; inflammatory response; phospholipase C-activating G protein-coupled receptor signaling pathway. Gene Ontology annotation, cellular component: plasma membrane. The record is from RefSeq and is a predicted model, not a curated record. Bases 114 to 1154 code for a protein of 346 amino acids. Gene Ontology annotation, molecular function: G protein-coupled receptor activity; complement receptor activity.